Peromyscus maniculatus bairdii (prairie deer mouse) is the source of this 635-nucleotide messenger RNA. RefSeq names its product signal peptidase complex subunit 1 (gene Spcs1). Lineage: Eukaryota; Metazoa; Chordata; Mammalia; Rodentia; Cricetidae. Gene Ontology annotation, biological process: protein targeting to ER. Gene Ontology annotation, cellular component: signal peptidase complex; membrane. The record is from RefSeq and is a predicted model, not a curated record.
AUGGCGCGGGGCGGGGCCAGAGGUUGUCCGUGCCCGUCAGAGACAUCCGCUUCCGGGGCCACGGCCGUCGGACUGAGGGGCUCGGCAGGUCGGCCAGGCUGCGUUCGGUUUCUCAACCCGCAAGCUACACUCCUUAAGAAUCAGCUACCCUUGCUUCCUUGUCGAUCUUCUCCGCCAAUCAUGCUGGAACAUCUGAGUUCGCUGCCCACCCAGAUGGAUUACAAGGGCCAGAAGCUAGCCGAACAGAUGUUUCAGGGAAUUAUUCUUUCUUCUGCAGUAGUUGGGUUUAUCUACGGGUACGUGGCUGAACAGUUUGGGUGGACUGUCUACAUAGUUAUGGCCGGAUUUGCUUUCUCGUGUUUGCUGACACUUCCUCCAUGGCCUAUCUAUCGCCGACAUCCCCUGAAGUGGUUACCUGUUCAAGACUCAGGGCCAGAAGACAAGAAAUCAUCGGGGGACAGAAAAAUGAAGAGACAUGCCAAAAAUAAUUGAUUGGCGCUUUCACUAUUCAAGUCAUAUUUUAACUUAUAACUGUUUUAUACCAUCUCUUCAUAAUCUUGUUAUGGAGAACAGGAAUAUAAGUAUGCAAUGCUUCUUUCAGGUGUACAUGAUGAAUAAACACCUCAUAACUGCUA